GCUCCCUCCCUUCCCAUUGGGCGAGGCGCGGCGGGAGCGGGAGGUUCGCUCUCCCGCCGCUCUGAGGUCCGGACGCCAGGGUCCCCCCGCGGGGGGCGGCCGGAGCCUAUGGAGCAACCUUCUCCGGUCCUUAUGGAGCGACAGCGGGAGCUGAAAGUCCUGCUGAAGCGGUGGGAGGCGGCCUUCCUCCGGGAGCGGCGGAGGAAGCCCAGCCAGGCCGACAUCCAAGCGGCUCCGGAGGAGACCAGACGGCUCUACAAGGAGUACAAGAUGCUCAAGCAGCAAAGCGAGGGGUCAGAUCCCUCCCAGCUGAGCCCUUCCUGCCAUCCAGCAGCCCAGGAGACCCCAACCACGGAGCAGGUGCCGGACUCCGGUUGUUGGGGAGCGCAUUUGAACCGGCAACCGAAAACCCCCGGCUUGAGCCGCCGCGGCCGCGCCGUGCCAAAAGCCUCGGCUCAGUACUACGGCAUGAAGCUGAAAUCCAACCUGGGAUCUGCUGGCAAGGAGACACCCCUGACCCCACGGAGGACCCCGAUUUCCAGGAAAACCCCGGCUCUCCCCAAAUUUCAGGCAAAUUUGGAAAGCGGUGACAAAUCUGUGGCGCCAGCAGAGGCUUUGCAGAGCGAGGGAGGCGAGCCAGGAGAUCUCCUCCUUCCUCCCUCGGUGUCAGGAAUAGCCCCCAUCAUCCUCUCUUCGGGGUUGAAGCCCCCCCUGCCACCGCCGAAUAAAUUCCAGCGUCUGAAGCGGACGGUGGCGCAGAGACUGGGCUCGCUGGAUCCCGCCUGGCUGCGGCGGUGCCAGGGGACGCCGGGGGACGAAGGGACGACACCAGAUGCCGGGGGAGAGAUCAGACAGACCCUUCCGGAGCGGGAGGAUGGCAGUGGGGGACUGUCGGUGGGAGAUUCCGGGAGGAAAAGGCCACGUGGUGAUGGAGACAGUGGAGAUGGAGAUGGUGGAGACGGCGUGGCAGCUCCUGCAAAGCUCAGACGGUGCCGCCGAGACUCGGCCGAGGGAGCGUUUCGCGCUGCCAGCGGGCUGAAGCAGAGCGAGGAGGAGGAGGAAGAGCAUGUGGCAGCCCAAAAGGAGAGCAAGAAGGUGUCGGAUCCCUCAGAAAACCUCCUGGGGGAGGUGGAGGAGGAGGAGGCGAAGCCCAGAUCCACCCGCAGAGCUGUUGUGGCCAGAGCACCUCCGCAGAGAGGCGGCAACUUCGUCAGGCUUAACCUGAAGAAGAAAUCUCACGUCCGAGGUCACGCCCUGCGGGGAAAUCGCCUUCGCAAGCAGGUGCGGAAGCAAAAGUGGCAGAAAAAAGCGGAGUGGUUCGGAGGAGGCGGCGGAUCCACCGACCGAAGCUCGGACGUCUGCUUCAGGUGCGGCGGGACGGGGCACUGGGCGUCAGCGUGCCGGGGCCAAGAGCCGGCUGCCGGCCUGCUGCCGGAGGAGAGCGGCCACGCCGGUGAAGAGGAGGAGGCUCCCCUGCCCACGCUGGAAGAAGUGGCUCGCAGGACCAACACCGUCUACCGAGAACUCUGCGAGAGCGGAGGUGGCGACCAGGCAAGAUCGGAGAAGCUUUCGGAAGCGACAACUUACCUGGAUGUGCAGAGGCCGGCGUAUGAGCCACCCACUCCCCCAGCGCCCGUGGAGCCCCUCUACAGCCCGGGGCCGGAGGGGAAGGUGCGAGAGACCCCGGAGGAGGUGUUUGAGGCUCUGAAGGCGUUGGGCUACAGCUCCUUCCGCCCAGGCCAGGAGGUGGCCGUCAUGAGGAUCCUCUCAGGUCUGUCCACGCUGGUGGUGUUAUCGACGGGGAUGGGGAAGUCCCUCUGCUACCAGCUCCCCGCUUACCUCUACCACAAGCGCUCCAAGUGCAUCACCUUGGUCAUUUCCCCGCUGGUGUCCCUGAUGGAUGACCAGGUCUCGGGGCUGCCGCCGUGCCUGAAGGCCGUCUGCAUCCACUCCAACAUGAGCAAAGCCCAGCGGGAAGCGGUGAUGGAGAAGGUGAGGCAGGGCGAGGUACAGGUGCUGCUUCUCUCCCCCGAAGCCCUGGUCGGCGGAAACGGAUUCGGAUCCAGCUGCCUGCCCUCCGCCGAUCGCCUGCCGGCCGUGGCCUUCGCCUGCAUCGACGAAGCUCACUGCGUCUCCGAGUGGUCCCACAAUUUCCGUCCCUGCUACCUGCGGCUCUGCCAGGUGCUCCGGGAUCGCCUGGGCGUGCGUUGCUUCCUGGGGCUGACGGCCACCGCCACCCUGACCACGGCGCGGGACGUGGCCCAACACCUCGGCGUCCCGGCGGAGGAAGGGAUAGCGGUUCGCUCCGCCGCCGUGCCCCCGAACCUGCGCCUCUCCGUCUCGAUGGAGCGCAACAGGGAUGAGGCCCUCAUCUCCCUGCUGCGGGGCGAGCGUUUCGGGUGCUUGGACUCCAUCAUCAUCUACUGCACGCGGCGGGAGGAGACGGCUCGCAUCGCGGCGCUCGUCCGCACCUGCCUCCAAGGAACGCCGCUCAGGGAACCCGCCGGAGCCGCGGAGCCGGAGCCGGCCGCUGCCAGGAGGAAGAAAGGCAAGGCAAAAAAAAGCGCCCGCCCCCCGCUGAAGUGGAUCGCGGACGCUUACCACGCCGGCCUGUCGGCGGCCGAACGCCGCCGCGUCCAGACCAGCUUCAUGAGCGGUCAGUUACGCGUGGUGGUGGCCACGGUGGCUUUCGGCAUGGGGCUGAAUAAAUCGGACGUCCGCGGCGUCGUGCAUUACAACAUGCCCAAGAAUUUUGAGAGUUACGUGCAGGAGAUCGGCCGAGCGGGGCGAGACGGUGAGCCGGCUCACUGCCAUCUCUUCUUGGACCCCGAGGGCCAGGAUCUCCACGAGCUGCGGCGCCACAUUUAUGGCGACACGGUGGAUUUUUACACCGUGAAGAAGCUGGUGCAGAAGGUUUUCUCUCCCUGCAAGUGCCUGGAGCUGCAUCAGAAACACCAGGACGUCGUCAGGGUCGGGGAGGUGGACGACGCCGAAAUGGCCGAGCUUUUGGAGGAGGAAGAGGAAGACGGCGGCGGCGUGACGAAGCAGAGCGGGCAGCGGGUGUGCUACAAGCACGAGCGGACCAUCCCCAUCCAACAAACCGUGGAGUCCUUGGACAUACGGGAGGAAGGGAUCGAGACCCUCCUGUGCUACCUGGAGCUGCACCCGCGGCGCUGGCUGGAGCUGCUGCCUCCCACCUACUCCUCCUGCCGCCUGCUGUGCUACGGGGGACCCCGGCAGCUCCGCGCUGCGGCACGGAGCUCUCCCGCCGUCGCCGUCUUCCUGGCCCGGGAGCGCCUGGCAGGGAGGGACCACAGCAACGCCAGCUCCUUGGAGUUCGACGUGGUCUCGCUGAGCGACUCCAUGGGUUGGGAGGUGACGCUGGUGAAACGCGCCCUGCGCCAGCUCCAGUGGGAUCCGCGCUUACGGCAAGACGGCCGCGGUGAGGGGAAAAGCGGGAUCCUGGUGGAGUUUGGAGAUCUGUCCUUCCACCUACGUGCCUACGGCGACCUCACCGACCAGGAGCUGGACUCCGUCUGCGACUUCCUCCACCGGAGGGUGGUGGCCAGGGAGAAGGCGGCUCUUGGCCAGCUCCGCGCCUGCUUCCAGGCUUUCCGGAGCGUGGCCUUCCAGACCUGCGGCCCUCACCCUGCGGAUGAGGAAGAGGAGAGGAGCUCCUCCCUGAAGGCUCUGCUCAGCGACUACUUUGAGAAGGAGCCCGCUGGCGAGCAGGCUGAGCGCAGCCACGAGGAGGAGGAGGAGGAGGAGGAAGAGGAAGAUCUCGGCGAUGCUAAAGUGAGAAAAUCCACUUUUAAUCUGCGGGACUGCGAGAGCCAGAUCCGCGCCGACAUCCGCCAUUUCCUCGCCAUCCGCCAGGACGAGAAGUUCUCCGGCAGAGCCGUCGCCAGGAUAUUUCACGGCAUCGGCAGCCCCUGUUUCCCCGCCCAAAUUUACGGCCGCGAUCGCCGGUUCUGGAGGAAAUAUCUCGCCUUUGACUUCCACCGCCUUGCCCGCCUGGCCACCGAGGAGAUCCUGGCCAGCAGGUGAGGGCGGGACGUCACCGCGACCCCCGGUGGUCGUGUCACCCCCCCGCCAGCUGUUGUCACCCCACCGAGGACCAGCUUGGGCCAAGUGUCGCCUCCGGCGGUGCUGCCGGCGCUGUGCCUUUCCCCGUGCCGGCAGGGAUUUUUAUCUGGACUUUAUAAAGAAUUAAUAAAGGCCGCUGACCUUUAACCCCCCCA
Molecule: messenger RNA, 4241 nt
Organism: Phalacrocorax carbo (great cormorant)
Lineage: Eukaryota; Metazoa; Chordata; Aves; Suliformes; Phalacrocoracidae
Source: RefSeq, a predicted model, not a curated record